Molecule: messenger RNA, 915 nt
Organism: Giardia duodenalis
Lineage: Eukaryota; Fornicata; Diplomonadida; Hexamitidae
Product: Kinase
Exons: 1
Coding region: 1-915 (304 amino acids)
Biological process (GO): intracellular signal transduction; protein phosphorylation
Cellular component (GO): cytoplasm; nucleus
Molecular function (GO): protein serine/threonine kinase activity; ATP binding
Source: RefSeq, a predicted model, not a curated record
AUGAAGCUGACAAUUGAAAAGCUCCUAGGGUCAGGUUCAUUCGGCGUUGUUUUUCGUUGCGUUACGCCCGAGGGAAACAGGGUUGCCGUGAAGCGCGUCAGCCGGGGCUGUCUAAUUGUUCCCGCAGAGGUCACUGUGGCACAAGCCGUCAAGCACAAAAAUGUUUUACCUGUCCAAACGAUUUUUGCUACAAAAUCGCAUGAGCGUCUGAUUCUGUCCAUCGUCACACCACUGUGUACGUGCGAUGCGGCCAAGUUAAUAGCAACGCCCCUCAAGGAGGGACGAAGGCUGUCGGCCGAUUGCUGUGCGCGAAUAGCUAUAGAUGUUUCCAUGGGUUUACAAGCAAUACACAAGGCUGGGUAUGUGCAUCGAGAUGCGAAAGCACAAAACUUCAUGAUUCGCAUCUCUCAGAGGGGCGGAGGCUAUAAAGUGGUAGCUCUUGUGGGGGAUUUAGGAUCCGCAAGACAAAUUAAUCCGCUCUGUUACCCAUAUGCAUCACCGAAGUCGAUACGUACCCCGGAGCAGUGGGUCGGUAUUCCUUUCUCUUUCGCCUCGGACACUUUUGCUUUGGGGACCUUUUUGCUCCAUUUGAUCCACGCACGUCCCCGCAUAGCUACGUUUUCCGAGUGCAUUCGCAUCAUGCCAAAAAGCGGAGUCGACGAGUUUCUAAAAAGAGUUGAUUCGUCAGUGGCGGACACUGUGAAGACCCUCGUCAAGGAGGCUGGCAGAGACCGGGAGCCCUUUGAGCAAAUAGUGAAGACACUUGAUCCUGAGAGGGCCAAGUUGGGCCGUUUGGCCCUGAGGUGUCUGGACUGGGAAGAGUCUCGUGUAUCGCUCGACGACGUCUGCGCUGCUCUCCAAGAAGACUUUCCAAAGCUUCUGAACAGUGAUGUCUCUAUAGACCUGUAUGAAUGA